Peronospora matthiolae is the source of this 429-nucleotide messenger RNA. The record is from the annotation of a GenBank genome assembly. Lineage: Eukaryota; Oomycota; Peronosporomycetes; Peronosporales; Peronosporaceae.
AUGGCGGACGACCCACGUCCGCUCAGCAAGAAGCUGCUUAGGAAGCAGGAGAAAACACAAUGGCUGGCUGGCUGCGCGCAAAGCUUUUCAAUUGGCAAGUGGCAACCCCAAGUUCUCACGGAAGCGUUGGAAAUAGCGUCAAAGCCAUCGGAGCGCACAUGUCGACCUCUUUCCCUCCGUCCACUCGUACCCGUGCUCGUCCACCACAUGUACCACAUGUACCAUUCGAUGGCAGGCAGUAAGCCCUUGGGCGAAGUGGUAGCUUGCGAGUUUCCGGCCGACGUUCUCGCCCGAGUAUUGCGCUCCGGUGGUGCAAUUAGGACUCGUGCGAUUCAAUGGAAGCGAGACAAGUUACGACUUAGUGAUCCAAAGUGGAGACUUUUUCGACCUUUGAAGCGCCGACAUGAACCAAAUGUCAUUGUCCAGUGA